Molecule: messenger RNA, 887 nt
Organism: Cucurbita moschata (crookneck pumpkin)
Lineage: Eukaryota; Viridiplantae; Streptophyta; Magnoliopsida; Cucurbitales; Cucurbitaceae
Exons: 2
Coding region: 27-416 (129 amino acids)
Molecular function (GO): protein binding
Source: RefSeq, a predicted model, not a curated record
GUCCUGUGUCAAUUGUUUCUACUCCCAUGGACUCCAACCCCAGCUCGGAAGAGGUAGCGAGGAACUGGCUUGAGUCGCCUGCAGACAUCAUGCCCAUGAUUCUGCUAAAGCUAGGUGCCAUUGAUAUCCUUUCCAACGUGCUAAACGUCUGUUCUUCGUGGCGUAAGAUCUGCAAGGACGAUUUGGAGAUCAUAUGCAUAGACGCUGUUGACGUCAAUUUGUUGAUAUCAAUAUUGAGUUCUUCGACUCCGAUGACUUUCUCCUCCAUAUCUCUCGGAGCUCAGAUCAACUUAGAAAACUCCCUGUUUUGCGUUCCUUUAACAUCUCAGGUGAGGGAAUCAGUUGCCAUUCUCCCCAUUUUCUGUGAAAACUUCGGAAACUGUUGGAUGGUGUUGCCCUUUCCUGAAAUCUCUUAAGCUGAACUGUCAAGAGAAGAGAACAUAUGCUAUAUUUGAACAGAAGUUUUUCUGUUUUCUGUUUUCUGUUUCUGGAAGUGUAUAGACAACAAAUUUUGGACUGGGUUUCGUAUGAAUGUAGUUUUAAAUCUUCGAGCGCCCAUUCGGCUCAAUGACCAUCAGUAGGCUUCCAAAUAUAUAAGAUCAAUUAGCCCAAUCCAUUUCCAGGUUUCAGCCAAGCCAGGCCCACGCCUACCCAAAACCUUAUCCGUUGACAGAAAUCCAAUAGAACAAAGCCACGUAAGCAAGCAGGAUCUAAGACUGUAUCCAAAUCCACCAAUCUGAGGCCACAAAUUUAGCCCGUGGCUGAGUGGAUGUCGAAUUAGUACAACCUCUCAUUCUCUUCCUCUUAAAUCCAUAUAUCCUUCAAAUAAACAAACACAAUAAGAGGGAAAUCAAACAUCCGUAGGCGAAAAACUUGUCGUAAUUAGC